UUCGAGCAUUCGGCUUAUGUUUUCGCACUGGAGUCGAAUCUGGUUGACAGCGAUAUUGAUUGCACGGAAGUUGCAUCCGGUGCCUUGGUAAUGAUGGUUCAGCGCGGUCUUUUCUAUGCGGAAGCGGAGUUUCGUGCGAUGGCAAAUCCAGACAAUACACCGAUGCUCGAUGAAAAGACGGACACGCUUGGGCUCAUCGAAGCUGGUAUCGUAACCGACGUGGCUGCACCGCGAGCUGUAAGUGGCGAUUCCAAUGGUGUUCGCCAUACGGAUGUUCUUGAGUUCCCUGAGGAUAAAGUCCGUUUCCUGAAAUGUCAUAGUAGUGAGGUGUUCAUCUGUGCUUGGAAUCCAGUGGAGGACCUUAUGGCUUCAGGAUCAGGAGAUUCAACUGCUCGAAUUUGGAACUUAGCAGGCUCGGAAAAUCCGGCAACGCCGUCCAGAGAAUUCGAAGCACGUACAAAGGUUCUGAAACAUUGUACGUCUGGAGAAUCUGAGAAAGCACAGCAACCAUCGAAUAAGUUCGUGCUUUGGCAUAGUGCCGAGUUGAGAGCAAGGAGCUCAAUUGGCAAGAGGAGGAAAAUGAGGUUGGGACAAUUUUCUAUCUCAAUUAAGGAUGUAACAAGUCUUGACUGGGACGCUGCUGGUGACCUGCUGGCAACUGGUUGCUACGAUGGCUUCGCAAGAAUAUGGACUGCUGAAGGGCGUCUUCGAUGCACGUUAGGAGCACACAAAGGACCUAUUUUCGCGCUCAAGUGGAAUUCCAAAGGCGACUUUAUACUUUCGGCAGGCGUGGAUAAAUCGACUAUUGUUUGGGAUGCUGUUAAAGGUCAGCAAGUGCAACAGUUCCAUUUUCAUACGGCCUCUGCCCUUGAUGUCGAUUGGAUCACAAACGAUACCUUUGCCUCAUGUUCCACGGAUAAAUCAAUUCACGUCAGUAGGCUAGGAUGUGAUAAGCCAAUUCGAACAUAUCUUGGUCAUCGAAAUGAAGUGAACGCUAUCAAGUAUGAUCAGCAUUCAAAUAGGCUUGCUUCGUGUUCCGACGACAUGUCUUUGAAGGUACGUUAG
Haemonchus placei is the source of this 1065-nucleotide messenger RNA. NCBI's taxonomy places the organism in Eukaryota, Metazoa, Nematoda, Chromadorea, Rhabditida, Trichostrongylidae. The record is from the annotation of a GenBank genome assembly.